Molecule: messenger RNA, 576 nt
Organism: Peniophora sp. CBMAI 1063
Lineage: Eukaryota; Fungi; Basidiomycota; Agaricomycetes; Russulales; Peniophoraceae
Source: the annotation of a GenBank genome assembly
AUGCGCCAUUGUCAAGCUUGCGGGAAGAGCGAGGAGGACGUGACUGCUGGUAUGCAGGCGUGCUCUCGCUGUCAUGUAGCGUCGUACUGUGAUGCGGCUUGCCAACAACGGCACUGGAAGAGGCACAAGCAGGUUUGCAGGGAGUUGACUGACAACCCGCCGCCGUGGUACUAUGUGCAUAGCUGGAACAUGGAUCGAAGUCAUCAUGAAGGCCACCUCGAGCUCAUCACCUGGGACUGCCCCAAGGAAGGAACGGGGUGGGGUCACUGCUUCAAAGAGGAGUCCAAUGAUCUUAGGCGGAAGUUCGAGACCGAAUUCAAUGGUAACGAAGAGAAGUUCUAUGAAUACUGGCCUCAAGGCUUUCGCUGGACAUGCUGCGGCACUGAGGGAGACAUGAACUAUGGCUGCGAUCAUCACGGAACUGGUCUCUAUGCAUGCACGUGCGAUUACUGCAGAGGUGGAAAAUCCCUUCCCGACCGGAUCUACAACAAACAGAGCGCUGCUAGGAUGGGUUUAUCCCUUCCCCGUGGGCCCGAUCCACGCUCUCGCUUGAGCAUGGGACCACCGCCUCUGUAG